AUGUCCGCCGCCGACGCGGUGCCCGUGUUCCUGAUGCUGCUGCUGCUGUGGGUCAGCGUUGCGCUCAAGAUAUGGCUGAAGAUGCUCAGGGGUCCAGGGGCGCGGCAGCAGCUGGCACUGGUGGCGCAGCAUGUAGGGGAGCCACGAAAGCGCUUCGUGAGCGCCUUCCGUGGCGCCACGACGCUGCUGACCGCGCUGGGCAUCCUGGCCGUCGACUUCCAGGCGUUCCCGCGGCGCUACGCCAAGGCGGAGCGCCACGGGCAGGGCCUGAUGGAUGCGGGCGUGGGCGCCGUCGUGUUCGCGGGCGGCCUGGUGUCCAAGGCGGCGCUCGCGGACGCGGCGGCGUCGCGUGGCGCGCUGCGCCGCGUGCUCUCCGGCCUCCGCUCCGCCGCGCCGCUGCUGGCCCUCGGCCUCGCGCGGCUGCUGGCCACGCGCGCGGCCGGCUACCAGCAGCACGUCGGCGAGUACGGCGUGCACUGGAACUUCUUCCUCACCGCGGCCGCCGUCGGCCUGCUGACGCUCGCCGUCCGCGUGCCGCGCCGGCUGCUGCUGCCCGUCGGCCUGCUGGUCGCCGCCGCGCACCAGGCGGCGCUGUCGCUCGGCGGGCUGUCUGAUUGGGUGCAUUCCGAGGAGCGGGGCCCAGGGUGGGUCAGCCUAAACAAGGAGGGGGUCGCGUCCGUCGCGGGCUACUGGGCGAUCCACCUGCUGGGCGCCGCCGCCGGCGAGCACCUGCGCGGCAGCUGCGCGGCCGCGUCGGCGGGCGUCCGCGCGCGGCUGACAGUGCCGCACAAGCGCGGUGGCGGCGCCGGCGCCGGCGGCGGCGGCGGCGGGGGCGGCGGCAGCGGGCAUGAGGGAGGGGUGGGCGCGGCGUCGCAGGCGCUGGCCUGCAACGCGGCCUAUGUACUUUGGGUGUCCGCCCAGUGCGGCGCCAGCCUGGCCAUGUGCCUCAUCACCGACGCCGUCAGCACAGCCCUCGUGGGCGCGCCCCCCCACCGCACGCUCCCCCUGCCCCCCGGCCCCAGCGGCCCCGGCGGCCCGGGGGCACCCAGCAGCAGCGGCAGCAGCGGCGGCGGCGCGGCGGGCGCGUCCGGGUACGGCGCGCCGCUGCUGCUUGAGGCUUUCAACCGCAACAUGCUGGCGCUCUUUCUGGCGGCGAAUCUGGCGACCGGCGCGGUCAACCUCGGGGUGGACACCCUGUCGGUCGGCCACGGCGCGGCGCGCGCUAUCGUCGGCACCUACCUGGUUGCCGUCUGCCUGCUGGCCGUGGCCCUCGACGCCCUCAACAUAACCCUCAAGCUCUGA
This is a messenger RNA of Monoraphidium neglectum, 1302 nucleotides long. RefSeq lists its product as uncharacterized. The record is from RefSeq and is a predicted model, not a curated record. Gene Ontology annotation, molecular function: glucosaminyl-phosphatidylinositol O-acyltransferase activity. NCBI's taxonomy places the organism in Eukaryota, Viridiplantae, Chlorophyta, Chlorophyceae, Sphaeropleales, Selenastraceae. Gene Ontology annotation, cellular component: endoplasmic reticulum; membrane. The transcript is spliced from 5 exons. Bases 1 to 1302 code for a protein of 433 amino acids. Gene Ontology annotation, biological process: protein localization to plasma membrane; GPI anchor biosynthetic process.